Seriola aureovittata is the source of this 4586-nucleotide messenger RNA. Its product is annotated as WD repeat-containing protein 47-like. The record is from RefSeq and is a predicted model, not a curated record. Gene Ontology annotation, molecular function: protein binding. The coding region runs from base 228 to 2900 and encodes 890 amino acids. The transcript is spliced from 16 exons. Lineage: Eukaryota; Metazoa; Chordata; Actinopteri; Carangiformes; Carangidae.
AUUUGAUUGGUGGUUUUGCGGCUUGCGUCCGCAUGGCAACGGCGAGCUGUGUACAAUAAUUAAGGCAGAAAGGAGCUUUCUUGAGAAGGAUUUCAACGUCCAAACAACAGUUUCUGUCAUCUUCUCCGUCGAUACUGUUAGAUUUGGAGACUGCAGACGGCGCGGAGUGGCUUUAAUGCGGCGUGGUGUUUGCGCAGACCGACAGCUGCCACCACAGAUUUGUAAUCAUGACGGCAGAGGAGACAAUCAACAUCAAGGAGGCAGAGGUGAUCAAGCUGAUCCUGGAUUUCCUCAACUCCAGGAAGCUGCACAUUAGCAUGCUGGCCUUAGAGAAGGAGAGCGGUGUCAUUAAUGGACUGUACUCUGACGACAUGCUCUUCCUCAGGCAACUGAUUCUGGACGGCCAAUGGGAGGAGGUGAUGCAGUUCAUUCAACCCCUGGAAGGAAUGGACAAGUUUGACAAGAAAAGGUUCCGUUACAUCAUUCUGAAGCAGAAGUUUUUGGAAGCUCUGUGUGUAAAUAACGCCAUGUCUGCAGCUGAAGAUCCUCAAAAUCUGGAGCUCACCAUGCAAGAGGCCGUCAAGUGCCUCCACAGUUUGGAGGAGUUCUGUCCGACCAAGGAGGACUACAGCAAGCUGUGUCUCCUCCUCACCCUCCCUCGCCUCACCCACCAUGCAGAGUUCAAAGACUGGAAUCCAAGCACGGCACGUGUCCAUUGCUUCGAGGAGGCUUGUGCUAUGGUGGCUGAGUUCAUCCCCGCGGACAGGAAGCUGAGUGAGGCAGGCUUCAGGGCGAGCGGGAACCGCCUCUUUCAACUGCUCAUUAAAGGGAUUCUUUAUGAGUGCUGUGUGGAGUUCUGUCAGAGCAAAGCAACUGGGGAGGAAAUCACAGAGGGUGAGGUGUUGCUUGGCGUGGACUUGCUCUGCGGGAACGGCUGUGAUGAACUGGAUUUGUCAUUGCUAUCCUGGCUGCAGAACCUCUCUCCAGGUGCCUUCUCAUGCGCCUUCCAGCAAAAGGUCCUCAACAUCCACGUGGACCGGCUGGUGAAGCCCAGCAAGGCGGGCCAUGCGGACCUCCUGACUCCAUUAAUGAACCGUCUGUCUCCCUGCCCUACCUCGCCCUUCCACCAGAGGCCUCAUUCAGCCGACACCUACAUGUCCAGAUCUCUCAAUCCGGCUCUGGACGGCCUGUCCCACGGUCUGGCAGCGCAGGACAAGAGAGGCAUGGAGGCGAACUCGAAGACUGCUCUCAGUCGGAGUCUUGUUGAGAAUAAUGUGCAUCAGCAGGAUGAUUCACCUGAGAGGAAGCAACCACAAAGGCUGGAUGGUCCAAACACCACACGAACACCUCUGACCCCUGGAAAAGAUGGUGAGCCACCCUGCAGCACAGAAACAAAUGAGCGUUGUGACUCCACCGAGCACAUACAGGAAUUUUACAGGCAGCGUCUCCGUGUGCAGCAACAUCUGGAACAGAAGCAGCAGCAGAGGCAACUUUACCAGCAGAUGCUGCUGGAGGGAGGCGUGAAGCCGCAGGACGGAGCCCAACAUAACCUCACUGAGACCUUCCUCAGCAGAUCCAUUCAGAAGUUGGAAGAGAUGAAUGUGGGCAUUGACCACAGAGGAGAUGAGGCGAUCACACAUCUGGGCCAGCAAUGGAACGGACUGACGGGGAACAACAGCACCUCUAGUCCCAGGACUACCAACACCCGCCACACUCCAGAUACAGGGGUGCUGAGGGACAAGCCAAGUGGUGUGAGCAGCAGCACCCCAUUAAAGACUGGGGGCCACGGCUUACCUUCCCUCUGUGAGUCUCCAGUUCCUGCCAGUCAAAGUGCUGAGAGGAUCAGAGCAUCUUGUCCCACGGUGCAAGAUGAUUCAGGCUGCUCUGCGACACGCAGCACACAAGAGCCAGGAAAGUCCAAAACCCAGUUUAUUAAAGUCAACCAGCUUGAGGACACGCAGGCAGUACGUGCAGUGGCCUUCCACCCCUCAGGAGCACUCUAUGCUGUUGGCUCCAACUCAAAAACCCUGAGCGUCUGUGCCUACCCAGAAAGCCUGUCCACCAGUGGUUCUGGUGCAGUUAAGCAGCCGGUUGUGCGCUUCAGGAGGAACAAGCACCAUAAGGGCUCAAUCUACUGUGUAGCCUGGAGCCACUGUGGACAACUGCUGGCCACCGGCUCCAAUGAUAAAUAUGUCAAAGUCCUGCCUUUCAAUGCAGACAGCUGCAAUGCCACAGGCCCAGACCUGGAGUUCAGCAUGCAUGAUGGUACCAUCAGGGACUUGGCCUUCUUGGAGGGCCCCGAGAGUGGAGGAUCCAUCUUGAUCAGUGCCGGAGCUGGAGACUGCAACAUCUACACUACUGAUUGUCAGAGAGGACAGGGCCUUCAUGCUCUGAGUGGACACACUGGUCACAUCCUGACUUUGUUCACAUGGGGAGGGUGGAUGAUCGCCUCUGGCUCGCAGGACAAAACAGUCCGUUUCUGGGACCUGCGGGUGCCCAGCUGUGUCCGUGUGGUAGGCACGACACUGCAUGGCUCAGGAAGUGCAGUUGCUUCAGUGGCAGUGGAUCCCAGCGGCCGUCUGCUGGCCACCGGCCAGGAGGACAGUACCUGUAUGUUGUACGACAUCAGAGGAGGCCGCAUAGUCCAGUCAUACCGCCCCCACAGCAGUGACAUUCGCUCAGUGCGCUUCUCACCGGGAGCCCAUCAUCUUCUGACUGGUUCCUAUGACAACAAGAUCAUCAUCAGUGACCUACAAGGGGACCUAACAAAGCCCCUCCCUCAGACAGUGGCAGGGGAACACUGGGACAAGGUGAUCCAGUGUAGGUGGCACCCCCAUGACCAGACCUUCCUCUCCUCCUCUGCAGACCGAACUGUCGUCCUCUGGGCACCAGGCCCGUGAGAAUCCAGACGUAAAACACUGAUUAAGCAACAGCAGCAGCAGCAAGCACAAGUGUCCACAUACAUCCCAGCAUGGGAUCCCUUACUGUUGCAGGGUGUAUGUACCGUAUGUGUGUUUGUGUGCAUACAUAUGAAUACAUAUUGUGAGCAUCAAGAUGGUUAUAUGUUGGUCAGUUUAAAGUUAACUGUGUGAACUGUUGUGUGUGUUAUGUGUGCAUAUGUGUGUGUGUAUAUAAAUUGCGUGACUGAUACUUUUUUCAGGCAGAAACUCCAGUCACUUUAAAAAAUGACUGAAGUCUAUACUUGGUUGUGAGUGUGUAUGAGUGAAUACAUCUGUAUUGUGAGUAUGUGGCAGUGUGGGUGCAAGCAAACAUGGCAUUCUUGGAGAUAGGCAUGUGUGUGUAUUUGGUUUUGCAGUUUUAGUGUAAUUAAAAUUAAAUUCAAAGAAAAUUAGAACAUUUUGCAAAUGCCAUGAGAAAACGAGGAUAUUUUAGUGUUGCUAUUUGGAGUCCAUGUGAGGUUAAAUACUUCAAUAUUUACAGUGUGUUUUUGCUUAAUACCUUUCUGCUUUUGGCUUUGUAAGUAGAGCAUAAAGAUUAAAUGGCAAAGACGUACUUAGACUAUAGAGAUGACGCCUUGCAUUGAAAGGCAUGAGUGAGUUCAGGGCAAGCACACUUUCAAGUUAGUUUAGUUAUUUUCUCAAAAUGCCAAACUUCAUAUAAGUCAGCCAUAGUCAGCGCUUGGAGGUCACUUUAGGUGGGAUGUAGUUUAGGGAGCAGCGAGUGACCUUGUGGACAGAGGCCACGUUUGGUUAUGCAUAUCAUAAUGUGCCUUUUUGUAGAAGUUUUUGGAUAUGUGGAUAAAUUAAGAGAUUUAUUUAUUUAUUUAUUAUUUGCAGCUUUUUCUUAUUUGUCCAUAUGCCUUGUCAUGUAUAGAUUAUUCUAAUGGCACUGUAAUGCAGAAAAUGAUCACCCACUGGGCAGUUGUGCACACCUGUAUAGAUUCCCAAAGUGAUUUUUCCCCCUACAUCUCUUAUUAUUGAGAAAGUGAGAGUAAUUCGGGCUUUACACAGAUGUUGAGAAUACAGAACGUUCAAGUUUGGAAUUUCAGUGAUGAACAUUGUAAUUUUUAAACAUGUCUCACACAACAAGUUUCAAUUUCAAUCUGAAAAGAUAAAUUGCAAAAUUAGAAAAAAGUACAUGUUGAGAAUAUAUUGCAACCAGACAGUCUCAGGAUGACAACAGCUCAACGUCUCCUACACAAAAUGAUCAAAGAAAUGAGAGAAAAUGUCGACAGGCUAAAGCUAAGACAAUGGUAAUGAUGCACUUUAAAGACAGGAACGCUGCUAGACUGCACACAGAGUGAAAUGACAUAUCUGGUCACAUUUUUAACUUUUACAAAUAAGGUUCUGAUUUUAUCCUCACUUUUUACUAGGCUUUUACUAAGCACCUACACAGAAUAAGCACCUAAUGCAUGCGAGAGAGAGAAGGGGGUAUGGGGGAGAAGGUAUGUCAUAGCUUACCGUGUUAUACAUCAUAUUUUACAUGAUCUGUUGCUCACAGUGGCAAAAUCGAGUGUCAUUGUCCACCUGUGUGGUUUUAAAAGAAAGUUUGUGCACAUGUGUAAUGAUAGAAUUCCAAAGGGGUCAAUGAAAUUCAAACUCUUAAAAUAAAAAUAUGGAAUAGUG